Messenger RNA from Colossoma macropomum (tambaqui), 1771 nucleotides. It is a transcript of the gene gsk3aa, whose product is annotated as glycogen synthase kinase 3 alpha a. The record is from RefSeq and is a predicted model, not a curated record. Gene Ontology annotation, molecular function: ATP binding; protein serine/threonine kinase activity. Gene Ontology annotation, cellular component: axon; cytosol; nucleus. Gene Ontology annotation, biological process: extrinsic apoptotic signaling pathway in absence of ligand; protein phosphorylation; negative regulation of TOR signaling. Bases 289 to 1566 code for a protein of 425 amino acids. NCBI's taxonomy places the organism in Eukaryota, Metazoa, Chordata, Actinopteri, Characiformes, Serrasalmidae. The transcript has 10 exons.
CCAUCUCCGGCUGUGAUGCGCCUACUUCAACCCUCGUAGUUGUUUUGAGUCCUGUGUUCCAUCAAGUCUUCCCAAGGCACAGCCAGCCAGAACUUCAUUUCCCAGGUGGCAGCGUGAUUUGACGGUCCAAGUGACCGGAGGGAGCCGCGGCUGGAGGGUGGCAAAAUUCUUGAAUCCUUUUUUUUUUAGCUCGUUGUUUAAGUCACAGUAAGCCACUGUCUCGUUUUUUGUCAGUGAAAAGUCCACUCAGCCGUGAUCUCCUGCCCCACCACAAGCUUUUAAACAGAUAUGAGCGGCAGCGGGCGGCCCAGGACGAGCUCGUUUGCUGACCCUCCCGGCGCCGCUUCAUCAUCCGCGGGAUCAGCCGCUGUCGUGGGGAGUAACACGGGAAAGUCCGGGGUCUCUCAGGCCUCGGGGGGAAGCUCAUCUAAUCUGAAGUUGGGGAGAGCUGGAGGUGAGGUGACGACGGUGGUCGCCACCCCUGGUCAAGGUCCAGACCGUCCCCAGGAGGUGUCCUAUACAGACAUCAAGGUGAUUGGCAAUGGCUCCUUCGGUGUGGUUUAUCAAGCACGCCUCAUUGACACCCAGGAGUUGGUGGCCAUCAAAAAAGUUCUUCAAGAUAAAAGAUUUAAGAAUCGAGAGCUUCAGAUCAUGAGGAAGCUGGACCACUGUAAUAUAGUUAGGCUACGGUACUUCUUCUACUCCAGUGGUGAGAAGAAAGAUGAGGUGUAUCUGAAUCUGGUGCUGGACUUUGUGCCAGAAACAGUAUACAGGGUGGCGCGGCAUUUCAACAAGGCCAAGACCAUCAUUCCUAUCAUUUAUGUGAAGGUCUACAUGUACCAGCUGUUCCGCAGUCUGGCCUAUAUUCAUUCCCAGGGUGUUUGUCACAGAGACAUUAAACCCCAGAACCUGCUGGUGGACCCGGAGACAGCCGUGCUCAAGCUGUGUGACUUUGGCAGUGCAAAGCAGUUGGUAAGAGGUGAGCCCAACGUCUCCUAUAUCUGCUCACGUUAUUACCGCGCCCCUGAGCUCAUCUUUGGGGCUACCGACUACACGUCCAACAUUGACAUCUGGUCGGCUGGCUGUGUGCUGGCUGAGCUGCUGUUGGGCCAGCCCAUUUUCCCCGGAGACAGCGGCGUAGACCAGCUUGUGGAAAUCAUCAAGGUGCUAGGCACUCCAACAAGGGAACAGAUUCGAGAAAUGAACCCAAACUACACAGAGUUCAAAUUCCCACAGAUCAAAGCGCAUCCUUGGACAAAGGUGUUUAAGCCACGGACCCCUCCCGAGGCAAUCGCUCUGUGCUCACGGCUUCUGGAGUACACGCCAGUGACUCGCCUCUCUCCACUUCAGGCUUGCGCUCACGCCUUUUUUGAUGAGUUGCGUCAGCCAGGCACACGCUUGCCCAGCGGGCGCGAGCUCCCCCAGCUCUUCAACUUCUCCACAGCUGAGCUGUCUAUUCAACCUCAACUAAACUCCACCCUCAUUCCACCUCAUGCCCGUGCACAGACCACGUCCUCUUCCCACGGUAAUGAUGCCAUCCGCCAUCCUGCUCCAGAUAGGCUUUAAGAGUGGCUGAGGUUAAAGCAAUGGCUCAGACGGUUCUGUACAGCCCAACUCGACACUGACCAACAGCGCCUGAAGCACUGACUCAAGCAGACACACAGUAUCUGAGCCACCUCCUCAGUACACCCUCACACGAACGUACUCCUGCACACUUACCUCAUACAUGGUUCUUCUUCCCUAUUAGCUCCGAACUUACAAAACAAACAAA